Molecule: messenger RNA, 599 nt
Organism: Monomorium pharaonis (pharaoh ant)
Lineage: Eukaryota; Metazoa; Arthropoda; Insecta; Hymenoptera; Formicidae
Product: transcription elongation factor SPT5
Exons: 2
Coding region: 132-482 (116 amino acids)
Source: RefSeq, a predicted model, not a curated record
GAAGUGAUUCACUUUUAAUUGAGAGAUACUGAAGUGAGGAUACGAAAAUUUCUGGUGCAAAAGUAUUUUCCUACUUUCUCAACAUUUUUAUAUACUUUAUAGAACAGGAGUUUUUCAAGCAAUCAAUCAAUAUGGGAAAAAUUAUCGUAGUUCUUUGUUUCACGCUUCUGGCAAUGACUUUAGUCAUGGCCUGCAAAGGACCUGGAAUGUCGUGCCAAAGUAGCAAUGAAUGUUGCGGAAUGUUUGGCUGCAAUUUAUGGAGUAAAAUGUGCACUGGAGGAAAACCUGCGGGAGUAUAUGGAUCAGGUGCAUGGGGUGGUCCAAGUAGCUGGGGUAAUCCAGGUGCAUGGGGUAGUCCAGGUGCAUGGGGUGGUCCAGCUGGAUGGGGAGGAUGGGGACCAGGAGGGAUAUGGGGACCUGGAGGGGCCCCGGGUUCGGACGUAGAAUGGCCAGCAAAAAAAUCUACUCAACAACCAUAUUAAAUGAUAGUUCGACCUGGAUUUUGUUGCACAAAAUUAUGAUCUUGCACUUAACUUAAAACUAUGUGCGAAUUUGUUCAAUAAUUGAAAAUAUAUACUGUUUAAUCAUCGUAUAAAAUA